UUUUUCUAAAAGACAGAAAAAAUGGAGGAGUCAAUAAACCAAAUGCAACCACUGAAUGAGAAGCAGAUAGCCAAUUCUGAAGAUGGAUAUGUAUGGCAAGUUACUGACAUGAAUCGACUACACCGGUUCUUAUGUUUUGGUUCUGAAGGUGGGACUUACUAUAUCAAAGAACAGAAGUUGGGCCUUGAAAAUGCUGAAGCUUUAAUUAGGUUAAUUGAAGAUGGCAGAGGAUGUGAAGUGAUACAGGAAAUAAAGUUGUUUAGUCAAGAAGGCAGAACCGCAAAGCAGGAGCCCAUGCUCUUUGCACUUGCCAUUUGUUCCCAGUGUUCGGACAUAAGCACAAAACAAGCAGCAUUUAAAGCUGUUUCUGAAGUUUGUCGUAUUCCUACCCAUCUCUUUACUUUUAUCCAGUUUAAGAAAGAUCUGAAGGAAAGCAUGAAAUGUGGUAUGUGGGGUCGUGCCCUCCGGAAGGCUGUAGCGGACUGGUACAAUGAAAAAGGUGGCAUGGCUCUUGCCCUGGCAGUUACAAAAUAUAAACAAAGAAAUGGCUGGUCUCACAAAGAUCUACUGAGAUUGUCACAUCUUAAACCUUCCAGUGAAGGACUUGCCAUUGUGACCAAAUAUAUUACAAAGGGCUGGAAAGAGGUCCAUGAAUUGUAUAAGGAAAAAGCACUUUCUGUGGAAACUGAAAAAUUAUUAAAAUAUUUGGAAGCUGUAGAGAAAGUUAAGCGAACAAAAGAUGAACUGGAAGUCAUUCAUCUAAUAGAAGAGCAUAGAUUAGUUAGAGAACAUCUUCUAACAAAUCACUUAAAGUCUAAAGAGGUAUGGAAGGCUUUAUUGCAAGAAAUGCCUCUUACUGCAUUACUAAGGAAUCUAGGAAAGAUGACUGCUAAUUCAGUGCUUGAACCAGGAAAUUCAGAAGUGUCUUCAGUAUGUGAAAAACUGUGUAAUGAAAAACUGUUAAAAAAGGCUCGUAUACAUCCAUUUCAUGUUUUACUUGCACUAGAAACUUACAAAACAGGGCAUGGGCUCAGAGGAAAACUGAAGUGGCAACCUGAUAAUGAAAUUUUGAAAGCUUUGGAUGACGCUUUUUACAAAACAUUUAAGACAGUUAAGCCAACCGGAAAGCGUUUCUUGCUGGCUGUUGACGUCAGUGCUUCUAUGAACCAAAGAGUUUUGGGUAGUAUACUCAACGCCAGCACAGUUGCUGCAGCAAUGUGCAUGGUUGUCACACGGACAGAAAAAGAUUCUUAUGUAGUUGCUUUUUCAGAUGAAAUGGUACCAUGUCCAGUUACUGCAGAUAUGACCUUACAAGAGGUUUUAAUGGCUAUGAAUCAGAUACCAGCAGGGGGAACUGAUUGCUCUCUUCCAAUGAUUUGGGCUCAGAAAACAAACACAGCUGCUGAUGUCUUCAUAGUAUUCACUGAUAAUGAGACCUUUGCUGGAAGUGUCCAUCCUGCUGUUGCUCUAAGGGAGUAUCGGAAGAAAAUGGGGAUUCCAGCCAAAUUGAUUGUUUGUGGAAUGACAUCAAAUGGUUUUACCAUUGCAGACCCAGAUGAUCGAGGCAUGUUGGAUAUGUGUGGAUUUGAUACUGGAGCUCUGGAUGUAAUUCGAAAUUUCACAUUAGAUGUGAUUUAAGCACCAGCAUGAUCUAAGAGGUCCACUGCCAUCAGUGGAUCUUGCUAAAAAAUACACAGCUACUUCCCAGCUAAUCUUAAUCCAGUGAAAGAUGAUAUAGUAUGUGCGUGAUGGAAAGUUACUUUACAAAAAAAAGGAUGAAGAAGAAAAAAGAUGAGCCCAAAGUUCUGUCUACUAAACUAACUCUUGGGAAGUAGCAUCAGAACACACGUUAGCUUCCUCUGAGAGAGAGGACUUCUUGUUGAUAGACACUGUAAAACAGCUCAACAGUAGAAUAGUUAUUUCUUUGGGGAGUAAGAACAUUUGUACUUAAAAGAAGUAACAGCCAAAAAAAGUGCAGGUAGUUCCAUAUCAUGACAUUCUAACAGCUUGUCUGAGAAGUUUUCUUAAAUGUUUUCAUUGGGAAAGGACAACUUUGAUAACUUCUAAAUACUCUGAAAUGCACUAGACCAUGUUACUGUGAUGGAAUAUGAAAAUCAUCUGUAAACUUUUAUACUGAAGGGGGAAAAUGCUGACAUUUGAUUAAAUUUUGAGUUUUUACCAAUUCUUUUCAGAGUCUUCUAAGAUCACGUAAAUAACAACUUAUUCAAUGAAAAAACUAUUUUAUUUCUAAUGAGAAGAGACUAAAGUGUGUGCCAAGGAAGCCUAUAUUAUUGCCACGAGUAAGGGGUGUGACUUAACAGUUCCUCUGAAUUACAACAUAGAUAACAUGUACUCAUGCUUUCUGUUUUUCAUGUUUCAACCAUUUAACUCCCCCAUCCAUAAUGUUAAAGUAUAACAAUUUUCAACUAUAACCAGAUUAGCUUUUUACUUCUAAAAAUAUUAACUUUUUUUUUUUUUUUUAGCCAAUUACAAAUUGGUUUUAGAUACUUCCUAAUUUUAAAAAUGUCAUUUGCCUCCUUUUUGUCCAGUAAUCAUUUUGUGGCAAACUUUUUUUUUAAAGUUUGAAACAUGACACUAGAUUUAUUAUUGUUGUUGUGGUACAAAUAUAUAUAACCCAACAUUUGCCAGGUUCACAUUUUUUACAUGUACAAUUGUGUAACAUUGAUUACGUUAGCAGACAUUCUUUUUUGAUAGUGGAAAAAAAUAAUAAAGCAGCUAGGUCCUUCAGGUUUGAAAGGCAAUUUUUAGUACUGUAUUACCACCAAGCAGUCUUGUAAGAAAUUAUUUCUUUUUUCUAUUCGGUUUGUAUAUACUAAGCUUCCUUUACAUUACACUAAAGUACAGUAUUUACUUGAGCAAGUAUCUCCUCUUCGUAGGGAGAUUUAAUAUUAAAGCAACCUGUUGAAAUGACAAAAUCUUUGCUCAUAAUUUUAUCAUGGUUGUCAAAGGUAACUUACACAUAAAACUUUGAUUUGUAUUCUUUGUCUUUUAAAUAUUGAGGAUUUACUGUGGGAUUUAUAAAGCCUUUCUUACCGUUAUGUGAAAAGUCAAACUAAUAAAUGUAAAUUAUAGCCUUUUACGUGUUUGGAGGUUAGAGGUUUUAUAAUUUGGGGAGAAAGGGGACUUCGGUAGUAUUAGUUUAUAUAGAUAUUUUCCUCUGUUUCAUGGGAAGUUUGGGCUCCAGGAGUGAUAAGAAAAUGUUCCUUUUCGAAUUUUCAGCUGACGUAUUAAUGCUUGCUCUGAUAGAUGGCCAUUCCUUCAGGGGAACUGGUAGCAGUUUUUAAAUGGUGUGACUUACCUGGGAUUUUCUUUUUUUUUUUGGUCAGCAAAGCUAAUAAUGGAAAAAAAUGCAUUGCUUUAGAUCUUAUAGUUAUUUAUGUGGUGGAUUUGAAAACAUUGUUUUUAACCCUCUGUCAAGCAUUGAAUUUAACAUGUUAGCUACUUUUGAUACAUUAAAAUGUUUUUCUGAUUAAAUUUAAAGUGUAAAUCUAAUCAAAUUGUGUAAUAGCUCUUGAAUUCUUUAAAUUCAAGGUUUUCUUAAAUUUUAAAUUAUAAUAUGAUCUUUUUAUUCCUAACAGAAAUGUUAAAUGUAGUAUAAAAAUUUAUUUCCUUUAGUUAUGUACUAUUUCUGUAGUACUUUUUGGAGCCCUGGUGGCGCAGUGGUUAAGAGCUCAGCUGCGGACCAAAAGAUCGGCAGUUCAGAUCCACCAGCCACUUCUUAGAAACCUUAUGGAGCAGUUCUACUCUGUCCUGUAGGGUUGCUAUGAGUCAGAAUCAACUUGACAGCAACAGGUUUUUAUAGUACUUUUAGACAGAUAUAUCUAGGAGCUAAUAAUAAAUCCAUCAGAGAAAGAUUAGACAUGACCUUUUUGAAGUAUUUAGCUAAGUCUAAUUAAUGGAUUAGGGUUAUGAUUUAAGAAAAGAAGACCAAACAAACAAAAAAAAAGUAAAGGAAAUCAACACAAAAAGUAACUUUAUUUUCAAAUCAUGAAUUUUACAGCUGGAAAAAACCUUAUAAAUUUUUCAGCUAACAACUUUUAAAUUUUGAUUAAAAAUCUAAGGUCCAAAAGAGCAUGACUUUGGAGCAUUAGACUUAGAAAUCACAGUCUCUUGAAUCCCAUUCCAGUAUUCAUUUCCCCAAAAUAUGGGAAGACUUCAGCUCAGAAGAGACUUUUCUCUUAUUUAGAUAUUAGGAAACAAUGUAUAUACAUGAUUGAUUUAGGAAUAGAGAAACAAGGAGAUAUGACCAGGUAUACUUUUAUAAUUCAUAGUAAUCCUCAAGUACAAUUAAUGCUUGUUUAAUAACUUGUGUUGAUACAUAGCAUAAUCCUAUAGAAAAAAAUAAAGAACUUUACCUCAUUAUAAAUAAGACGUACUCAAGUGGUAAACAAGUUUUAUUUUCUGAAUUACUUUUAGGAUUUCUGUCACAUUAAUAUUUGGGGAAAUGUUUUUAAAAACAAUCUUGAGAAAAAUAAACUUAUUUCCUAGAUAGUACGUAAAUAGUUUCAGGAUAUACUUGUCUAACUAGUGAAACAAAAACUAAUAAGCCUAACCCGCCCUGUUAGUUGAAAUUUCUUAGAAAUUCCAUUUAUUAACACUGUUGUAUAUUUAGUUAUAGUAACUUUUAUGGGGUUAUUAGUGAGGCAAGAUGCUAGUGGAUUAAAUUUAGUGUUACCUCUCUGGAACCUCUUCUCUUUAUCUAACUUAACUGCGUGACUGAAGACAACUAAUUUAACUUCUCUGAUUUAAUUUCACUAUUUUUAAAAAGUAACAUCUGAUGCUUGGAUCAUAAUGACUUUUUUUUUUUUUUUAAAGUUGAAAUUGGAGGGAGGGCUUGCAAUACAAGUUAAAACUUUUUUUUUUUUUUUUUUACUGAAAACAUUCUUGUUAAUACGUUUUGAAAGAUAAAUGUUUUAAAAAAUAGCUCAGUAGGCCUUCUUAAUUUUAACGACUCCUGAGCACAGUAGAACAUUUUUCACAAUGAAAGUGAGUACUGACCAACAAGUUACUAUUCUCAAGAAACAGAAAAAGAACUA
Messenger RNA from Trichechus manatus latirostris (Florida manatee), 5057 nucleotides. RefSeq names its product Ro60, Y RNA binding protein (gene RO60). The record is from RefSeq and is a predicted model, not a curated record. Gene Ontology annotation, molecular function: RNA binding. The coding region runs from base 22 to 1638 and encodes 538 amino acids. NCBI's taxonomy places the organism in Eukaryota, Metazoa, Chordata, Mammalia, Sirenia, Trichechidae. The transcript has 8 exons. Gene Ontology annotation, cellular component: ribonucleoprotein complex.